Symbiodinium necroappetens is the source of this 193-nucleotide messenger RNA. The record is from the annotation of a GenBank genome assembly. NCBI's taxonomy places the organism in Eukaryota, Dinophyceae, Suessiales, Symbiodiniaceae.
GUACGAUCGCCUGUUACUGAAAUGGGCCAGCCCCACUGCCCAGCAGGACGAGGUACUGGGCUAUGUCGUGCGCUACUACGAUACAGAGCCACGCUGGCCCGUGAAGAACGAGAAGGAGGUGAAGCUGGCCUCCAGACUUCUGAAGCCCAGCGAGCAGACGGCACAGUUCCUGGAAGGAAGCGCUGCCAUGUCU